CGCAUUCCUAAUGUUUAGAGUAACUGGACCAGCUAUCGGUAUUGAUCUGGGUACUACUUACUCCUGUGUCGGUGUGUUCCAGCAUGGGAAAGUAGAAAUCAUCCCCAACGACCGGGGGAACAGGACUACCCCUAGCUAUGUCGCCUUCACUGACACAGAGUUUCUCGUUGGAGAUGCAGCAAAGAACUGUAUCACCAUGAAUUCGAUUAACACGGUCUUUGGUGCCAAGCGACUCAUUGGAAGGAAGUACAACGAUCCUACAGUAGCCGCUGACCGCAAGCACUGGCCAUUCUCUGUAGUUAACCUUGAUGGCCACCCAAAGAUCUUGGUAGACUACUUGGGGGAGACAAAGGCCUUCUACGCUGAAGAGAUUUCCUCUGUGGUCCUCACUAAAAUGAGGGAGACAGCUGAGGCUUACCUUGGGAAGACUGUCACUGAUGUAGUCAUUACAGUUCCUGCUUACUUCAAUAUUUCACAACGUCAAGCAACAAAAGAUGCUGGAAUUAUUGCUGGUCUCAACGUCCUACGUAUCAUCAACGAGCCCACGGCUGCUGCCAUUGCCUACAGUCUGGACAAAAAAGCUGGGACAGAGAGGAAUAUCCUCAUCUUUGAUUUGGGUGGGGGUAAUUUUGAUGUCUCCAUCCUUGCAAUUGAGAAUGGCAUAUUUGAAGUGAAGUCUAUUAUUGGUGACACUCACUUGGGAGGUGAGGAUUUUGAUUCUCGUAUGGUUGACUACUUCAUGAAGGAAUUUCAACGUAAAUACAUGAAGGACAUGUCCAGCAACCCACGUUCUGUCUGUCGUCUCAGGACCGCCUGUGAGAGAGCUAAGAGGACCCUCUCCUCCAGUGCUCAAGCAUUUAUUGAGAUUGACUCUCUCUUUGAGGGCAUUGACUUCUACACUACCAUCACUCGUGCUCGUUUUGAAGAACUCAAUGCUGACCUCUUCCAUCGUACCUUGGAACUAGUCGAGAAGGCACUCCGUGAUGCAGGAGUUGAUCAAAUACAUGAUAUUGUUCUGGUUGGUGGUUCCACUCGUAUCCCUAAGAUCCAGAAGCUCCUCCAGGACUUCUUCAAUGGGAAGGAACUGAACAAGUCCAUCAAUCCUGAUGAAGCUGUCGCUUAUGGAGCUGCUGUCUAUGCAGCCAUUUUGAGCGGAGACAAGAGUGAGGAGGUGCAGGAUUUCCUUCUCCUUGACGUUGCUCCUCUUUCUCUCGGUAUUGAGAGAGCAGGAGGAUUUUUCACGGCUCUCAUUAAAAGGAACACUACCAUACCAAAGAAAGAACAAGUGACUUUUACAACUUACUCUGACAACCAGUCAAGUGUCCUUAUCCAGGUCUAUGAAGGAGAGAGUUUCAUGGCCAAGGACAAUAAUCUCCUUGGUAUGUUUCAGCUCUCUGGCAUCCCUCCUGCUCCCCGUGGAGUACCUCAGAUCCAGGUUAUAUUUGAUAUUGAUCGUGACGGUAUCCUUAAUGUCUCUGCUUCUGACAAGAAUGCCAGAAAAGAGAACAAAAUCACCGUCACCAAUUUUGAAAGACGUCUUUCAGCUGAAGAGAUUGAGCGUAGGAUCAGAGUGUUCAAGGCUGAAGAUGACAACUUUGACAAGCAGGCUUUGAUGUUUUAUUCAAAAAUGGCUGAGUAUCCAUAGCCUCUGACAAUUGUUCCGAGCAUGUUUUACUGCUCCCGAUCAGCUUUGUAUUUAGUUACAGUUUAAUCUUUAUAUUUUUGAUUCAUGCAACACCAUUUCUUUUAGCUAUUGCUCAAUUAUAAAGCUGUAACAGGACAAA
Messenger RNA from Amphimedon queenslandica, 1784 nucleotides. Its product is annotated as heat shock cognate 71 kDa protein-like. The transcript has a single exon. Bases 11 to 1645 code for a protein of 544 amino acids. The record is from RefSeq and is a predicted model, not a curated record. Gene Ontology annotation, molecular function: ATP binding; ATP-dependent protein folding chaperone. Lineage: Eukaryota; Metazoa; Porifera; Demospongiae; Haplosclerida; Niphatidae.